Molecule: messenger RNA, 1790 nt
Organism: Drosophila busckii
Lineage: Eukaryota; Metazoa; Arthropoda; Insecta; Diptera; Drosophilidae
Product: transmembrane protein 115
Biological process (GO): retrograde vesicle-mediated transport, Golgi to endoplasmic reticulum
Cellular component (GO): membrane; Golgi apparatus
Source: RefSeq, a predicted model, not a curated record
GCAAAAGAAAAAUAAAUAAAAGUUAUUUAUUUAGUUUAUUCGAAUAAAUUAGAUGUGUUUUAAAUGCAGCGCAUACUGUAACACUAAUGUUUAACAACAUUCAGGUGACAGCAAGAAAAACAGCGUCAGCAUUCGCGUACGAACGAGAACAAUAACAACAAACCCAAAUUACGGUUGUAGGAGAUAUUCGUAAGCGGAGUCGCGUUUGCCAUGUCAGCUCCACUCACAUCAAAUGUGCCGUAUUUGAAGCAGCAACUUGCCGCGCUGCUGCACAACACGUCGCCAGUGAUUACGCUUAUCUGCUUGGUGACGACUGUUGGGUAUCUGCUCUCCUUCUCCGAGACAGCGGUGCUACUGCUUAGUGUGACACCAGGAUAUAUAUUGCCUAAUGGCAAGUUUUGGAUAUGGACAGCAUUUACGUUCUGCUUCAUCGAACUGCACUGGUGGGAGGUGAUUGUCGAUGUGAUUACUGUGGGACUUUGUGGAAAGAUGCUAGAACCGCUUUGGGGUCAAUUUGAAAUGUUCAAGUUCUUUGCCCUUAGCAAUUUUGGUGUCUCGCUACUCACAACAAUUUACUAUCUGUUCUACUAUAUGAUUACCAAAAAUCCCACCAUACUAUUCGAUGUGCAUAUACAUGGCUUAGCAGGCUAUGUGGCGGGUAUAUGUGUAGCGGUGCGACAGAUUAUGCCAGAUCAUUUAAUCUUUAAGACGCGCUAUGGACGUUUGACCAAUCGUAACGUGCCAUUGACGGUGCUCAUCUUGGCUAUUAUAUGCUGGGCUAUUGGCAUGCUGGACGGCACUUAUCCGGCCAUGUUUGCCUCCGGUGCAUUGGUAUCUUGGAUAUACUUGCGUUUCUAUCAGCAUCAUCCUAAUGGACGUGGCGAUAGCUCCGAGAGCUUCACAUUUGUUAGCUUCUUUCCUAGUGUAUCUCAACCUUUUAUCAGCAUGCUUGUAAAUCCUAUAUACAAGUGCUGUUUGCGUGCGGGCGUAGUAAAGACGCCCACACCGCUGCGAAGCGUAUCUGCUGCUAGUUUGACUUCCGUAUCUGUGCAAAUGCCCGGCGUGGAUCCGCACGAUAUUGAACGCAGGCGGCAAAUUGCGUUAAAGGCUUUGAGCGAAAGGCUAAAGGCCACUGACUCGACGCGACACACACAGCUGCCAAAGUCGUUUCCAAAUCAGCAACAGAAGGCAGCAGCAAUCAUCCCAGCACAGCAUCAUCACCAGCAGCAGCAGCAGCACAAGCAUCAUAGUCAUGGGGCUGGACAUAGUCAUAAUCAUAGCGCUGGGCACAGUCAUAGCCAGAGUCAUGGUCCGACAGCGGCGCAGGCACCACAGCCAGAUUUCCUUAAGCCCAGCAGUAGUAGCACGGGACAGCCGAUAACGACGGCUCGUGCUGAGCCCAGAAUGAUCAGCACGAUGAGCUCAAUACCAAUACCAAUGCCAGCGCCGCCACCCAAAAAUGAUCAGCAGCCGGCAACGGGAUCUGCAGUAGAUGCCAAGCUGAUCAAUUUGGAUGAAUCGUCAGCCUAGACAGUUUUAUAUUUUAACAUAAAUGAAUUUUUUUCGGAUAUUUAAAAACGUUCGUCUGCUAAUUGAUUAUUAUUAUUUGUGUAUAGCUGCAGCAAGUGCGCUCUUAAUUAUAUUUAAAAGUGUUUUUGCGUGUGUAACUAAAAAAAUAUACAUACGUGUAGUUUUUAAAUUGCCUGCAUAGAAUUGCAAUUUAACGUUAAACAAAAAGAACCUUCCAAGCCAACUAGCGUAUAUUUUUGCACACAAAAAAAUUUGAAAAA